This is a messenger RNA of Plutella xylostella (diamondback moth), 1446 nucleotides long. RefSeq lists its product as uncharacterized. Gene Ontology annotation, cellular component: alpha DNA polymerase:primase complex. The record is from RefSeq and is a predicted model, not a curated record. Lineage: Eukaryota; Metazoa; Arthropoda; Insecta; Lepidoptera; Plutellidae. Gene Ontology annotation, biological process: DNA replication, synthesis of primer; DNA replication initiation.
UGAAAAUUUAAAUUGGUUUGGUAUCUAAAACUUGAAUGAAUUUUGUUUAGGGCGCUAAUUAUCUAUUGAGCGGGAAUUAAAAAUAAUAAAUACCAAGGUGGAAGGAAUCAUAAAAAGGGGAAAUUUAUGGUGAUCUUUAAGUUACCAGCAGUGUCUGAAUCAUUAUGUCCUUUUACUAUCUGAGUCCUGUGAAAGGAGAAAUGCCAGUACAUUUGUUGGAAACUAUAAUUUUAAAGAGACUUGAGUACCUAACUGCUAUUGCAAAGAGUGAGACCACAGGAUUUAAUGAGUUUGUGAUAGAAGGAAGUGUUUAUGAUAAUGUGGGACAUUUCAUGCUAUGCAUUAUUACAAAUCUAUACCAAAACAGAGAUUUCACAAAGUUUUUCUUAAAAGCAGAAACUGCACUGUUUAGGAACCGUUUGAAGUCCCUUUCAGCUUAUGAAUUAAGAUCUUUUGCUAAGAAAAUUAUGCAGAAUUUAAAAAAAUAUGACUUCCUGUACAACCCAGCUUUAAAAUUAAUAUGCCAGCAUUUAAUACUAAAACAUGUAUCACAUCACCUCUGUUCAGAAGAUCAUGAAGAGUCCUGUGGCAUGUUUAACAUAGAGUUAAACUUUCACCAUUGCCUCCCACUGGUGGCCAGCAGGCAAGUCGAGUUGCAGCACGGUGUAGCCACAGUACCAUGUGGAAGAUGGAAAACCCUUUUAAUAAUACAAUUUCAAAAAAGAUUGCUCCAAAGAAUUCUUAAUAAAGACAUACCACAUCUGAGAAAUGAUCCAAGAAUACUUGAGAUAUUACAGAAAAUAAAGAAUGAGAAUUUUAAUUUUACUUCAUCUGCAUCACAAAACACUUUAACGAGCAAAGAUGUGGAUAAAACUUCCAUUAUGUUUCCACCAUGUAUGUUAAAUCUACAUUUAAACCUAAGAAAACGACAUAGACUGUCCCAUGACCAGAGAUUUUAUUUUAGUUUAUUUUUAAAAGACAUUGGUAUGCCAGUAGAAGAGGCGAUAGAGUUUUGGCGUCAGGAAUAUCGGAAAGACCCUUCUGGUGGCUCCUGCUGCCAUCACUGGGAAAGAGAUGAGAAGAAGUUUAUUUAUGGAAUCAGACACAUGUAUGGGUUAGAAGGCGCUAGAAAGGAGUAUUCAUCAGUAAGUUGCCAUAGAAUUCAGACAAACUCAAAUGCGGGUUGUGAAGGUGGAUGUCCAUUUAAAUCUUUUGAUCCACCAAUUAUGGCUAAACUACUAGACACAAAGGCCUUGGAUACUCCAGGUUUUUUGACUGAAAUACACGAUUUUAAAAGAAAAGGUGACCAUAUUAGUAGUUGCCUGCAUUACCUGAAGAAUCGAUUUACUAAGUCUGUAAAAAUCUGUGAUAAUAAUGUUAGUUUAAAUUUUACGCCUGUUAAAUAUUAUGAAUUAGCUAAUAAAUACAAAUGAGCUCCUUUUUAUU